Molecule: messenger RNA, 2156 nt
Organism: Anarrhichthys ocellatus (wolf-eel)
Lineage: Eukaryota; Metazoa; Chordata; Actinopteri; Perciformes; Anarhichadidae
Gene: irf2bpl
Product: interferon regulatory factor 2 binding protein-like
Exons: 1
Coding region: 74-1867 (597 amino acids)
Biological process (GO): regulation of transcription by RNA polymerase II
Cellular component (GO): nucleus
Molecular function (GO): transcription corepressor activity
Source: RefSeq, a predicted model, not a curated record
GAGGAGGAGAGGCAGGCGAAGAGACAGACGGGAGGAGACAGCAGGAGACGGGAGGAGACAGGACAGAGGGAACAUGUCCUCGUCCCGCAGACAGUCGUGUUACCUGUGCGACCUGCCCCGCAUGCCCUGGGCCAUGAUCUGGGACUUCACAGAGCCCGUGUGUCGGGGCUGCGUCAACUAUGAGGGAGCAGACCGGGUCGAGUUCGUCAUCGAGACGGCCCGCCACCUGAAGCGGGCUCACGGCUUCCAGGAGGUCCGGUCCACCACCGGAGGACCUCCUCCUCCACAGCAGAAGAGCCAGGCGGCCUUACUGAGCGGGAAGGAGCCGCAGCUGAACCACGAGCACCAGGCGGAAGGACCGAGGUCUCAGCAGCCCGGUUUGGACCGGUACUCGCUCUCAGAUAGCCGGGCUCGGUUCGACUACAGCGGCCACAGCAGCAGGAUGUCCAACGGACUCGGAGGACCCAACGGGUUCAAACCGGACGACGGGCCGCCCGAGCUGAACCGGCAGAGCCCAAACUCACAGGGCCGGAACCACGGGGGCCCAGUGAACGUACCACCGAACCUGCAGCCUCAGGACCUGCUGCCUCAGAACCUGCUGAACGGACCCGUAAAUAGAGCCACACCGCAGAGCUCUGGGGUCUGUCUCUCUGAACCCGGAGCAAAGCGGCCCGCUUCGGUGUCCAGCAGCUCGGACCAGGACCGGGAGCUGAAGGAGAAGCAGCGGAACGUGGAUGCUCUGUCCGAGCUGAGUGACAGCCUCCGGAACCGGCAGGAGGUCUGGACCGGCAAGCCGAAGCCGGUGCGCGACACACUUCUCUCUUUAUCCGGUUGCACCCCUUUCAACGUCCGCUUCAAGAAGGACCGCACGCUGGUCGGCCGUGUGUUCGCCUUCGACGCGGUGUCCAAGCCGGGUCUGGAGCACGAGCUGAGGAUCUUCAUCGAGUACCCGAGUGGCUCCGGGACUGUGUUCUCCAGCGCUUCCGGGGUUGCCAAGCAGAUGUACCAGGACUGCAUGAAGGACUACGGCAGAGGUCUGUCCUCCGGGUUCAAGUACCUGGAGUACGAGAAGAAGCACGGCUCCGGGGACUGGCGACUGCUGGGUGACCUGUUACCAGAGGCCCUGCGGUUCUUUAAGGAGGCGGGGGGGGGGGACAUGUUGCCGGAGCCGCACACCGACGGCAGCGUCCCGGUGUUGCCCGGCCGGGCUCUGGCGUCCGGGAGCGGCGGCUCCAGGACCGGCGUGAGGAAGAGGAGGGCCUCUCCAGAGCCAGAGGAGGAGGAGCAGCAGCAGUGGAUCAACAGCCAGACCGAAGCCCUUAAACUCUCCAUGUCUGCAGGCUCAUUCUCUGGUCCUCCCGGUCUCUCCUCCCCACCGGAGUCCAUCGCUCCUUUGCAGAACGGACAGUCCCCGAUGGACACGCUCGGGAAUGCGCACUCCCCCAACAAAGACCAUGACUCGGUCCACUCCAGCACGUCGUCCUCCAGACACAACAACAGCAGCCCGGUGUCUCCAGCCUCCGUGUCCGGACAGAGGCGCCUCUCUCUCGGGAUGUCCGGUGUGGACCAGGUGCAUGCGCAGAACGUGCCCGACUCCCCGAUAGCCAACAGCGGGCCUCUGUGCUGCACCAUCUGCCACGAGCGGCUCGAGGACACACACUUCGUUCAGUGUCCGUCGGUCCAGAACCACAAGUUCUGCUUCCCGUGCUCCAGAGAGAGCAUCAAGAACCAGGGAUCCUCCGGGGAGGUGUUCUGUCCCAGCGGGGACAAGUGUCCUCUGAUCGGCUCCAACGUGCCCUGGGCCUUCAUGCAGGGGGAGAUAGCCACCAUCCUGGACGUGAAGGUAAAGAAGGAGCGGGACACCUGAGGGGGGGGGGAGAUCAGUCUGUCUGUGGGUCAUAAUCUCUGUGUGAUGGACAGAAACAUUUUACACUUUAAAUCAUAAAAUCAAACAUGGAAGAUAAAAAGAUUCAUAUUUCAAUACCUGUUUAUGAAUAUAUUAACAUAUUUAUCUUCUUUAUUAUAAAGAUAGUUAUAAAUAAAACAAUCUGAGGCUAACAUUCUUCAUUUCAAAUGAUCUGCUUUGAUUAAAAACGUUAAACUACAAACAAACAGUUUUUACUUCAGUCUGGAGGAACUUUGUUUGUGUUUCAUUA